This is a messenger RNA of Callorhinchus milii (elephant shark), 5161 nucleotides long. It is a transcript of the gene smarcc1a, whose product is annotated as SWI/SNF related, matrix associated, actin dependent regulator of chromatin, subfamily c, member 1a. The transcript has 28 exons. NCBI's taxonomy places the organism in Eukaryota, Metazoa, Chordata, Chondrichthyes, Chimaeriformes, Callorhinchidae. The record is from RefSeq and is a predicted model, not a curated record. The coding region runs from base 105 to 3320 and encodes 1071 amino acids. Gene Ontology annotation, molecular function: histone binding; nucleosomal DNA binding. Gene Ontology annotation, biological process: positive regulation of DNA-templated transcription. Gene Ontology annotation, cellular component: npBAF complex; nBAF complex; SWI/SNF complex.
GCUGCGGGGACACGCGCACGCGCAGUGUGAGCGGGAGCGCGCAGUCUUGUUGCCGAGCUGACGGUUGGGCCGGAGUGAGCGCGAGAGAGGCUCGCGAGCGGGCGAUGGCGGCGCGGAAACGGGACGGCGGCCCCAACGUGCGCUUCCUGGAGGCCUCGGACACGGUGGCGCAGCUGGACAGCCUGAGGGCCUGGCUCGGCAAGGCCUACAAGAAGUGUGUGCAGGCAGAUUCACCUUCAAACAAGACGUUGGCUGGGCUUGUGGUGCAGCUGCUUCAGUUCCAGGAGGAUGCAUUCGGCAAACACGUGAAUAACGCGGCUUUAACAAAGCUCCCAGCAAAGUGCUUCCUUGACUUCAAACCUGGAGGAGCCCUGGGCCAUAUCCUUGGUGCUGCUUAUAAAUUCAAGAGUGAGCAGGGAUGGAGGAGAUUUGACCUGCAGAAUCCAUCCCGCAUGGAUCGCAAUGUGGAGAUGUUCAUGACUAUAGAGAAGACCCUUGUGCAGAAUAAUUGUCUAACCAGACCCACAAUCUACCUCAUGUCUGAUCUUGACCAGAAGCUGGCAAACAAGUUGAAAGAUAUUGUUAAAAGGCAUCAGGGAUCAGUUACUGAUGACAAAUCCAAAGCUUCCCACCUGAUCUACCCCAUCCCCAGCUCGUUGGACGAAGAGGAGUGGCUGAGACCCGUGAUGAAACGAGAAAAACAGGUUCUGGCACACUGGGGAAUGUAUCCAGACAGUUAUGAUACCUGGAUCGCUGCCAGUGAGAUCGAUGCUGAUAUUGAAGAUGCGCCAAUACCUGAAAGGCCGUGGAAGGUUCAUGCUAAAUGGAUCCUGGACACAGAUGUGUUCAAUGAGUGGAUGAACGAAGAGGAUUACGAGGUGGAUGAGAACAGGAAGCCUGUGUGUUAUCGGCAGCGCAUUCCCACCAGAACAGUGACUGAAGAGACGGUUCGGACACCAGAUCGGAAAGACAGGAAAGCUGCGGCGGGAGCCAAGAAAAGGAAACGUUCUCGCUCUCCGUCGCCCCCGCCCACCCCCAUGGAGUCCAGGAAAAAAGGCGGGAAAAAAGGGCAGCCCACAGCGUAUGUUAAGAGGAGGGGACAGAGAGAUGAGGAGGAACAGGAGGAUCUGACCAAAGAUCUGGAAGAUCCUACUCCUGUGCCCAACAUCGAGGAGGUGGUUUUACCCAAAAAUGUCAACCCCAAAAAGGACAGUGAGCACGCUCCUGUGAAAGGUGGGACCAUCGCUGAUCUGGAUGAGCAGGAGGAUGAUCCAUCGAGUGCAGGAGGAAAGGAGGACGAGGACACAGCGAAUGCCAAAGGUGAUCACGCUCGUCACGUGGACCAGAGUGAGGACAACGUCACAGAGCAGACUCAUCACAUCAUCAUCCCCAGCUACUCCGCCUGGUUUGACUAUAACAGUAUUCACGAGAUCGAGCGGCGAGCUUUACCAGAAUUCUUCAAUGGAAAGAAUAAAUCCAAGAGUCCAGAAAUUUAUUUGGCGUAUCGCAACUUCAUGAUUGACACGUACCGACUGAACCCUCAGGAGUAUCUGACCAGCACGUCCUGCCGCAGGAACCUGACCGGAGACGUCUGUGCUGUCAUGAGGGUACAUGCCUUCCUGGAGCAGUGGGGGCUGGUGAACUAUCAGGUAGAUGCUGACAGCCGACCCCUGCCGAUGGGCCCUCCGCCCACUCCUCACUUUAAUGUGCUGGCUGACACACCCUCAGGCCUGGUGCCCCUCCACCUCCGCACUCCCCAGAUAUCGGCCUCCCAGCAGAUGUUAAACUUCCCCGAGAAGCAGAAGGACAAGGCCGUGGACCUACAGAACUUCGGGCUGCGGACAGACAUGUAUUCCAGGAAGGGCACCAUAGUCAAGCAAAGCAAAGCGAGCGCCAGCAGAGACUGGACCGACCAGGAGACACUGCUGCUGCUGGAGGCCCUGGAGAUGUACAAGGACGACUGGAAUAAGGUGUCUGAGCACGUGGGGAGCCGCACUCAGGACGAGUGUAUCCUGAACUUUCUGCGGCUGCCCAUUGAGGACCCCUACCUGGAGGACACGGAGUGCUCGCUGGGCCCACUGGCCUUCCAGCCGGUGCCUUUCAGCCAGUCCGGCAACCCCGUCAUGAGCACCGUGGCCUUCCUGGCUUCCGUGGUGGAUCCCAGAGUGGCCGCCGCCGCCGCCAAGGCCGCCUUGGAGGAAUUCUCUCACGUGAGGGAGGAGGUGCCCGCAGAGCUGGUGGAAGCUCAUGUGAAGAAGGUCCAGGAGCUUGCGCGCUCCUCGGGUACAGUGGACCCCGGCUUCGGCCUGGAGACCAGCGGCAUUGCUGGCACCGCCCCCGAGGAACCUGAGAAGACAGCGGACCUGGAGGAGGAGAAAAUGGAUUCUCAAGAACCGGAAGGACGGGAAAUAGAAAAGGUGGAGACUAAGGAGGAAACAGACGCUGCCUCGGAGACGGUGGAGAAGGUUCCGGUUCCCUCUCCUAAAGAGCUUGGUGCGGAGAAGCCCAUGGACGCGGAGACCACCAGUGCCGAUAUUAAACCAGCUGUGACUGAGGAGAAGGACAAGGAGGAGAACAAGGAGAACAUUGAUGUGAACGGCCGGGACAAGGAGCUGGAGGUGGGCAAGAAACGGCUCGAGCAUCACAUCGGUGAAGGGAACAUCGUAACUGCAGCCGCUGCCGCCCUGGCCUCGGCCGCUACUAAAGCCAAGCAUUUGGCUGCCGUGGAGGAACGGAAAAUCAAGUCACUGGUGGCACUCCUGGUAGAGACUCAGAUGAAAAAACUGGAGAUUAAACUUCGGCACUUUGAGGAACUGGAAACCAUUAUGGACCGUGAACGGGAAGCGCUGGAGCAGCAGAGGCAGCAGUUACUGACGGAGCGCCAGGCCUUCCACAUGGAGCAGCUGAAGUACGCAGAGAUGAGGGCACGGCAGCAACUGGAGCAACAGCAGCAGCAGCAGCAACAGCAGCACGCACAGCCCCCCGGCCCCGGCCAGCACAUGGGGCCAAUGGGCAUGUUACAGCCAGGACCCCCGCCCCCACCCCCCUACCCCAUGAUGCAACAUCAGAUGCAGCAACAGUUAGGCCAGAUGCCGAUGAUGCCAGGACAGCCCAUGCCAGGCCGGAUGAUGCCGAACCUUCAGCCCAAUCUGCCUCCAGGAGCUGCUCCGCACCUGCCCCCGGCUGGCGUGCCGCCUGGUCACGGCAACAUGAUGGGCCCACGACCGGCAGCCGCUACCAACGGCAUGUAUCCCACUCCUCCUGUUCAGCUGGAUGGCAUCGCAGGCCCCACACCAGCACCAGUGUCCUCAGGGCCAUAGCCUGGCUCAGCCCGGCCCAGCCCAGCCCUGUGUGAAGGAGACUUGCCGAACCCAAGCCACCACUCGUGCUCUCAGCUACCUCCCUCUGACACCCACUCACUGAUGGCCUUUCCAUGUCCUAAUGUCUUGGGCUGGGUCAGGCAUUCUCAGAAGAAAGAUUCCUUGGGCAAAAUGACUAGAUUUAGAGUGUUUGCCAUUUGCCAGGGCUGUCCAUGUGGUGACUGGUCUGGCUCUCCUCUGCUCUACCUCUCUGUCUGUCUGUCAGUCUGUCUGUCGCAUCUCAGUGUAGAUGUCACACAUGUUGGAUAUUACUGGAGUUCACUUAGUAGAGUCUAUCUCUUUGCCCUGGUUAGUGUCCAGCCCCACCCCCAACACUGUCCAGCCCCGCCCUCACAAGCCAGCCCCGCCUUCAUCACUGUCCAGCUCCACCCCAACACUGUCCAGCCCCGCCCUCACAAGCCAGCCCCACCCUCAUCACUGUUCAGCCCCACCCCAACACUGUCCAGCCCCGCCCCCACAAGCCAGCCCCGCCUCAACAGUGUCCAGCAUCACCCUCAACAACCACUGUCCAGCGCCACCCUCAAACACAGUCCAUCCCUGCCCUCAAUAACCCAGCCCCGCCCCCACAUGCCAGCCGUACCCCACACAUACCACUGGCCAGUCCCGCCCUUACCCUGUGCAGCCCCGCCCUCACCCCAUCCGGCCCUGCCGCCCUCACCUCGUCCGGCUCCGCCCAUAUCAGAGCAGUUGGCACAGGGAGUAGAGACUGUGGUGGUGUUUGUGUCACAAAUACAGUCACUACACUUUACAGUGACCUGAAAUUGGGGGGGCGGAUGGCUGGGAGCUACAGGGCAAGUUCCAGUGGGUUCCUCCCACUCCCCAGGGUAAGCAGCGGCAAGUCACUGGGCAAAGCCGAGUUGGUCCUCAGUACAAUGACUGAGAUAUCAGACUCUGAUCCAACCCCACAGUAACUAACCCGUCUGUGCCCAUCUCAUGGACCUCCAUCACCGGUCUGUCACACACUGCAAUGGAGGGGUGUAAGCCCUGAGUCCGGCUCACGUGCUGCCACAUACACACACACACAGUAUGGAGGGGCAUUGGGACAGUUGGUUUCCAUCACCUGUCGGUCAAAGGGAUACAGUCACCAUCAGCAGGACUGCGUUAGUGUUCAGUUCAAGGUCAGGCUUUUUCUCUCACCCGCUCCCUGGAUUACAGCCGAAAGCGUGUGUUCCCUCCAGACAAGGCCCCCACCCUCUCUCUGACUGAGCUCAAGCAGCAGCCUCCCACCCCUCCAUCACUCCUCAAACUUGGACUGACCUCUAGCCAUUGGGUCUCAGUGAGUGCGAGUUACACCUGGCUCGUGUUUCAGAGCUUUGUGUCGUGCUCCCACUCUCCCUCCCUCCCUUCGUCGCUCCUGCUGAGCUGGAUCAGGAGGAGACAGCAGUGAGCAGCACCAUGGCUUGCUGUGAGCGUGACUGUGUGCGUGUGGCUGUGGUUUGUGUUUGGUGGGGGGGGGGGGGCGAGGGGGCUGCACACUCGAGUACAGAGAGGGCUUCCUUUACCAAAUGUGGUCAGGUGCUGAAUGGCAAGUGGCCGGUUACCCAGUGGGCUGUCAGAUCACUCGGUGUGGACCAGGAUGGAAUUGUGGAUUUAUAACAGUGAGAGUCGGUCCGUGCUGAGGGUGGGGGGGGGGCAAGGAGCGGGAGGCUGGACCUUGACUUAGUGGUGACUCUGGCCUGUAGUGUGUAUGUGUGGGGUGUGGGGGGAGAACGUGUCACUGUUGGCUCUAUCUUGGUGGAACUUGACAUUUUCAAAAUAAAAAGGCGUUUGUUUUCUUUUUA